Molecule: messenger RNA, 1926 nt
Organism: Onthophagus taurus
Lineage: Eukaryota; Metazoa; Arthropoda; Insecta; Coleoptera; Scarabaeidae
Product: stabilizer of axonemal microtubules 1
Cellular component (GO): ciliary basal body; axonemal microtubule; cytoskeleton
Molecular function (GO): microtubule binding
Source: RefSeq, a predicted model, not a curated record
AAAUUUCUUUAGGUUAAUAUUAAAUUGCCUCCAGAAAUAAAUUUAUUGAUGAAGUUUCUGGGAUGAAACAGUACUUUCAUAGAAAUUUAUUGGAAAAGUUGAACGUUUUCAUACCAAUAUUUCACAUUGUAAUCAAAACAAAGAGUUUGGCAAAGUUUUUGAUGCAGUUUUAUGGACAAAGUGGUAUUUUAUUGCUUCAAUUUGGGUGACAUUUAAAUUAUUAUCAAAACUACGAAGACUUUACUAUUACAAAGUCUAUGAAUACUAGAAACGUUCUGGUCACUGCAGAGAGAAAGAAUAUACGAAAUCUGUACAUACUGGUCUUCAUAAAAUCUUUGGAUAGCGCGAAUUAUUUGGGUACUGCUAAAGAGUCUAUAAUUGCGUAAAGAUCUGUGGAUACUAUAAAGAUUACGUCUAAGACAUUCUAAAAUCUCUGGAUCUUGCUAAGUCUGUGAGUACUUCAAAGUGUUGAGGCUCUGCAAACUCCUAAGACAUGGCAGAAUUUCUGGUUAUUAUAAACUGCAAGUUUUCUAAAUAUUACCGAGACUCUGGAUACUGCAAAGUUCUAAACCUACAAACUGCGUCGAUCUUGCUGAGUCUGUAAGCAGUACACAAUCUUUGAAAACCUGAAUAAUUCUAGAUCUAGAUAGUUUCCCGUAAAUUUCUAAUUUAAAUUUUUUUGACAAUACCAACAUGAUAAUAAAAUGAUAUGAUAAAAUCUAGUAAUCUUUUAAUCAAAACAAUUUAAAAAAAUGUAUACUAAUCAAAUAAAUUGACAAAUUGUCAAUAGGUAUUAUCGAAUUUUCCAAAUUAAUUAACACCGUUCGUAAUUUUAUAUAUAUUAAACCCCUACAACAAUGGCCGAUUGCGAAUGCAGCCCACCGCCUCCAAAAUCACAUCAGGAUGGAUGUAUUCCAUGCAGUGUUCCGGUCAUUCCAGGUGGAACACCCGUAACGGUCGUAAAACCUUGUCAACCACCACCAGCAAAAAAUACCGACGAAUGUUGUAAUGUUGUAGUGCCAAUUGUAACGGCGGUGGAAGACCGACCAGUUCCGAUAAAAAAAAAAUGUCGAUAUAUUCAACCAGCUCGUCCAAGUUCGUUUAAACCGGAUAGAGAUUAUAAACCACCAGCUUGUCGAAUGGACGAUGGAACUACAUAUAACAGAUCAUAUUUACCAAGUGAAACUGAAAGAUCGAGCCAAUUUCAUCCAUCGAAUAAUCUUUGUGUGGGUGAAGGUAGAAUGUCGGAUAAUACCACACAUAAUAUGUCUUUCCAAGGACACACAAAUGUUCUUCCGCCGUGUCCAAUUGUACCAUGUGAACAUAAUUUCCAAGGUGAAGGUCCGAUGCAAGAUAUUACAACUCAAAAGCACGAUUACGUGCCAAAACCGUUUUCAAAAACAGGAAAGUUUAGUCCAACAAAUAAUAUUUUCUCAAGUGAUUGUCCAUUAAGUGAUAAAACAACAAAUAGAUUAUCGUAUAUGCCGGUGAAAGGAGAUAGAGUUGCUAAAUUUAUACCCACUAACGCACUCGAACUUCCAACUGGAAGAAUGAGUGCGUGUACUGUUAAUCGGAUGUCAUUUCUUCCAUGGGAACAACAGGAAAAAAUUGAUAUGCCUUGGGCGAAAAAACCGAAAUUUGUACCACCCACAAUGCGAAUGGAAGGUUGUACGGUACAAAAGAUGAGUUUUGGACCACCAGGAGAGUAUGUUGAAUGCUCGGAAGAUUGUCCGGAUGGUAUUGAUUGUCCGGAAUUGGAUUGUCACACGAGUGUGCCAAAACAUAAACCUCAAGAUUGUACUGCACCUUGUUGUUGUCCGAGAGCCUCUUGUUAAGAAAAAAAGAAUUCUCUUAGGAUUAACAUGUCUAAAAAUCUUUUCAAAUUUUAGUAUACAAAAAAAUUGUAUAAUUUUUUUUUAUAUUGAU